AAUGUGAUGGUGGAGGAGGGAGGCGUUUGGGGCGUUUCUCUGUGGUCUUUAAAGGAGGAACUUGACAUUGAGUCUCUUCCUGGUGGUCUGGCAAGUAGGACAACUUGUUUUACUCUCCUACUUAUCAAACGUACUUUUUUCAGCUGACUAUUAUGUUGUGGUCCUGUGCAGCCUAGAAAACCACCCCAGCGCGGGGAUAGAGGGUUUCCAAAGCCAUUUCUGGUAAAAGGGGUGGUGUAGACUGAACUGGCAACCGACAGUCCCGGGCCAGGUUCUGACAUUACGUCGCCGAGAGGACCGGAGGCUGAGGUUUGUGUGGACAUUUGUGCGACAGCCUUCAAACUCAGUUUUGCCAGGGAGAGCCUGCGAGGAAGCACAGCCGCGGUUUCCUGUGCGCACUCCGUUUCCACCGAGGUCAAGCGUUGUCGGAAGGUUCUUCCCGUGCCCAGAAAAACUCCCCACAGCUUGUCAAAUAAAAACAAAGCCCGAGGAUUAAUUGGACCAAUACAGUUAUUAUAGUGACAACGUUAGCCUCGGUGUGUUUUGUAGAUGUGACGUGAUCCAAAACUUUUCACGGAAUGACUCCAUUUUCUCCCGGGUCUUGGGGAUUUUCUUUAAAGUUUUGGGUGUUUGUGUAACAGGGAUGAGAGGCCCAUACACUUUGGAUUUCCUGGGAUUAUACUUGAAAACGGAAGAGUUGCUGCUAUGAAGUUCUUGAUAUAAGUGUUAAGACUCUUCUCGUCUUCGCUGUGUCUGUCAAAACAAUAAGCUGACAGUGAAGUGGAUUUCCUCAACAGAAGGUAUGGUUUGAAAAAGAACAGUGGCAGAUAAUUAUGUGCCGAUUUUACACACUCUGUGUCUUCAUCUGGAGUUAAUUGACGAGCAACUUUAAUGCGCUAAAGACGCGCCACGAUCUCGGGUUCACUGCUGGAUCUCCGUCGUUCCCUCUGUUUUUGAUCUGACAUCUCGCAACAAUGAGGGCUUUUGUUCUCAGUGUGGUUGUGAUGUAUCUGCUAACAUGGACAGGCGAAGCCGACAGACAGACUCAUCUGAAGCGGGUGCAUUUUCAAAGACGCGCAAGACUGGGACGUGCUCAUCCGAGCGCAACGGACAGGGAGCCCUUCGUUGGACGUGUACGUUCUGGAUUUGGUUCAGCAAUCUCGGUGCACAGCCCCAAAAAGGGGGAAGAUGUGCAGGCAGAUGAGGGUGUUCCAAGGGGACUGGGGACUGUGCAGGGCAGCAGAGCAGGAGUUCAGGGUCUGGUGCCAAGGAGAGGGGUAGCUGGACAGAUUGGCCUGCCCGGUCUGCCGGCCAUGCAACAAAGUGACGGCGCUCCAGGAGCGAGAGCCAGGGUCGCCCGGAUACCCAGCAGCGCUGGAUCACCAAAUCUGCUAGCCAGCUUUGCAGGGAAGAACCGCGUCCUGGUCAUCUCAGCGCCUCAUGAUUCAGAUGGCUACUACCGGCUUAUGAUGUCUCUUCUGAAACCAGAUGUGUACUGCGAGCUCGCAGAGCGACACGUCCACCAGAUUGUCAUGUUUCAUCAAGAGGACGAGAUGGGGGGAAAGGUGAGGAGGAUCACCACAGAGGGAAAGGUGAUGGAGGAGCCACUGGACACAGCACUCAUCCCCAGACUCAUGAGCGUCCUCAAACUGGAGAAAGGUAAGUUUGGGAUGGUGCUGCUAAAGAAGACCCUGCAGGUGGAAGAGAGGUACCCCUACCCUGUGAGGCUGGAGGCCAUGUAUGAGGUGAUUGACCAGUCACCCGUGAGGAAGAUGGAGAAGCUUCGACAGAAAGGCUUCGUCCAGAAGUGCAAAGGAGCGGGUGUGGAGGGUCAAGUGGAAGAGGGCACACUCACAGACACACCUGUAGCAAGAAAACCAGCAAAAAAGAUC
Monopterus albus (swamp eel) is the source of this 1892-nucleotide messenger RNA. RefSeq names its product coiled-coil domain-containing protein 80-like. The record is from RefSeq and is a predicted model, not a curated record. Gene Ontology annotation, cellular component: basement membrane. Gene Ontology annotation, biological process: extracellular matrix organization; positive regulation of cell-substrate adhesion. The transcript has 3 exons. The annotation marks the transcript as partial. NCBI's taxonomy places the organism in Eukaryota, Metazoa, Chordata, Actinopteri, Synbranchiformes, Synbranchidae.